GUCCCGGCCGCCUUCGCAUCCCUGACAGGCCAUCGAUUGAAUCAGAAACACCACGACCAAGCGUCAAUUUGCGACCAGGUCCCCAUGAAACUCUCUACCACCCUCGCUUUUGGAGCUCUCCUCCUUGGCGAUGUAUCUGUUGCCCAACAAUUCCAAUUUCGCCCCGAAGUUCUCGAAAAUAAUACAACAUGGCCCUUGAAAGGUGCCACACUGAAGACACCUGGUGGACCUAACGACCUACCUGAUAAAUGCCCAAUGCACAGGACCUCUUCUGUUGGCAGGUUCUUCGAAGGUGUUAUCGGCACAAAGAAGCCCAAGUGCAAGCAGUUCGACAUAGCUGCUGGAGAAACGCUCAGUGGAUUCCCCCGUUUCCCUACCCGCCAGGUCCAUGCAUUCACCUUCCCCAACCAAACUUAUGUCCUCCAAGAAGAUACGCCAUCAGUCCGUGGCGAGAGGGUAGAAUUAAAGAAAGGCAUUUGGACUGAGAUUCCAGGAGGUACCACUAUUACAUGCUAUGAGGCGAAUGAUGGUGUACCGAACUGCGUGCUCAGAACUUGAGAUCAGCUAUGGCCGGACAAGAUGAAAUAGCACGGAAAACUAAUGAUGUCAAAACCAGCCCUCAUCAAUUAUAUUGGGUGCUUUCAGGAACUAGGACCUCACAGUGAUGUCACUUAGUUUCGAGGUAUAACCAACAAAUAAAAUUCAAGCCUGUGUGUGUUGAUUUGUGUUUUCCCCCUCAGGCGUUGAGGUUUAAGCCUCUCCCAAUCUCUCA
Molecule: messenger RNA, 772 nt
Organism: Fusarium verticillioides 7600
Lineage: Eukaryota; Fungi; Ascomycota; Sordariomycetes; Hypocreales; Nectriaceae
Exons: 2
Coding region: 85-558 (157 amino acids)
Source: RefSeq, a predicted model, not a curated record